This is a messenger RNA of Mugil cephalus (flathead mullet), 2578 nucleotides long. Its product is annotated as cytospin-A-like. The coding region runs from base 215 to 1960 and encodes 581 amino acids. The transcript has 13 exons. NCBI's taxonomy places the organism in Eukaryota, Metazoa, Chordata, Actinopteri, Mugiliformes, Mugilidae. Gene Ontology annotation, molecular function: protein binding. The record is from RefSeq and is a predicted model, not a curated record.
UUUUUUUUGGAGGGGGGGAUACGGGGUGAACUAAACCCCGCGGGGGGGGGAGAGAGAGGUCCAAAUACCCGGGUGAGAGCCGCCGGAGAGCCGGGGACCAGCCUGGUGGACGUCCAGCUGACGGGCUGAACAGACAGCAGCGGGACUCCUAAGACAGAGGACGCGGUGAAGGACACCUGGGAUAGCCUGUCAAGAAACCCACCCCUGCUGGAUCAUGGGUAACCACAAUGGCAAAGACAGCCAUGGACCUACAGACAUUUUCUCAACGAACGAAAGUUCUCCUUUAGAUUUCUUCCACACACCUCCUACCACUCCCUCACAGGCGGAGCUGACUGCCAUGGCCUUAUCCUCUGCAGCUCCCACCGACAAGGCACAGACUCCAUCACCAGCCGGCAGCAGCACCGCCCCCUCCACCACCACCGCUGCCGCCUCUCCGAUCGCAGAGUGGACGCGGAAGCCGGCGGCUCCCUCGGAAUGGGCCGUGAUCAGCGUGGACGCCGUCGCCUCCCCGGAGGCAAACGCCAGCAGCGACGGCGCGGCGGCGGCGGCGGCGAGGCACAGGGAGGCGCCGGUCAGCCCGAGCAGUCCGGUGUCGCCGUCGGAGCAGAGCUGGCAGGAGAGAGACAGCGGGCUGGAGCCUCAGGCUGCAGCAGAGAGAGCCGGAGAGGAGAUGACCUUGGUUUUACUCAGUCUGAUGGAGCAUUACAGGUCCUCACUCGGGCUGAGCCCCAGCACUGAUGUUACCACAGGAGCAGUAGAGCUGCUCCGGCGCUUGAUAACGGAGAGAGAGGAGCUGGUUGAGGAGGUGGACACACUCAGGGAGACACUCAGGACAGAGAGGCUGGAGUGGCAUCAGUUCCAGUGUGACCUGCAGGUCGCCGUGUCCGUGGCCGACCGGCUGCGGGCGGAGUCGGAGCAGGCUCUGGAUGAGCUCCAGGAGAGCCACAGGGCCGUGGAGGAGCAGCUGGCCCGGGCCCUCGACAAACAGCAGGAGACGCACCGGGAGCUGGAGAGUCUGAGAGUGGAGCACAAGGACGUCUGCCAGAAACUAAAUGAACUCACCGCACAGCAGCAGCAGGAACGAGCCGAGCUGGACGCGCUGAGGAACGUCUGCAGAGCGAGAGACGGACAAACGGAUAAACGGGCCGACUCUGAGGAGGAAAUACAGGAAGCUACAGAGGGAAGUGAAGCAAAGACUGAAGCUAAAGAUGAAGCAGAUCAAGAGGCGGAUGCUGAUCAUGAUCCAGAGGAGACAAACGGGUCGGAAAACAUGGAGCUGAAAGGGAAAGGGGUGGCGGAGACAUACCUCCGCACUCUGGCUGCUCUGGAGAAGAGGAAAGAUGGACGAGGACAGAGAGAUCCAAGGAGGAUAGUGAUGCUGUCUGAAAGAUCUUGGAGUCUCUCUCGUCUGCCACUUCCAACUGAGUCCUCUCCUCAGAACGGUGCUUCAAAGAAAACAAGCACAACGUUGCCUCUAUGCAAGAAAGAAGAGCCGACUAAAGGGAGGAGGAUCGACCGCAUUUUCCAGCGGCAGGACAGCUGGUCCAGUUUUUAUUCAGGGAAACAGGAUGAAGAUCAAAGCUCAGAUUCUGUCAAACCUCAGGAUGGUUUCAGUGCUCUGUUGAGGCGUCAUGGCGGCUCCAGAAGAAAUUCUCUCCUACGCUGGUGCCAGAGCCGAACACAAGGUUACAAGAAUAUUGAGAUCACCAACUUUAGUAGCAGCUGGGAGGAUGGUUUGGCCUUCUGUGCCGUUUAUCACACCUACUUGCCAACUCACAUCCCCUACGACAGCCUCAACCCAGAUGAAAAGAGAGACAAUCUGGAUCUUGCUUUUAAGACCGGAGAGAGUGUGGGGAUCACGGCCACGCUGACAGUGGAGGAGAUGCUGAAGGCCGACGGGCCGGACUGGCAGAGGGUGCUGGGAUACGUCGAAAGCAUUUUCCGUCACUUCGAGAUGUGAAGUCAUCCCCCAUGCCUGGUUAUUUUUUAUAGGAGAUGAACGACUGAACUAUUAAGACUUCGUGAUUUUAUGUUUCAAGACGAGAACACUGACACAGUUUUACUUUUCUACGUGUAAAUCGGUGACACUGGAAUUAAAAAAAAAAGCUGCUGGGAGAAAUAUGCACAGGACACACGAAUAAAACCACAUCUGUUCAGCGACUACUUUCACGUCACCGGGUGUUGAAUGCACUGGUUAUGCACAGUUUCCCUCUAAAAGGAAAAAGAAAAUGAAUACACUUUAUGAUAAAUGGGUGUGUAGCAUUUUUAGCGCGUGACAAUGUCUGAAUCUGGGGCACUUAAUCUUAACUACUUAUUUAUACCUGCCCUGUCCCAGUGAUAAAUAUUAUAACUGCAUGCAAAUCUUAAACACCACUAUACAAACAGGCCAGAUUUUAUAUGUUGCACUAUUGAUGUUUAAACCUUGAACCCUACAGAGGACCUACUGUCUGAAGAAAGCUGCCUUUGAGGACAUAUAUGUGUAUAUAUGUAAAUGUGUCUGUAAUCUCUAAGGUAUUUUUAAAAAACAUGGUUAACAUAUGAAGACAUGCUGCAAUAAUAAAGUUAUAUAUGCUGUAAA